AUGACUUCCACUGGCUACAAUGAAUUUGUUCUUACACACGUCUUCAAAAACGUUUCGAAUUUCAAAGAAGGUGAAAAUGAUUUCAGUGAUGUAGAAGAACAUUUCGAUGUUCCCUGGAAGUUGUAUGCUUCUCGAAGAGGUUCAUGUCUUGGUCUCUUUCUGCAUUGCGAUAAAUUGUGUAAGGAUGGAGACUGGUCAAUCGAUAUAGAUUUAGACAUUAAAUUGAUGUCAGUGAAGGGAAAAAUUAUAUCAAGAAGCUCAUCUCAUUGCUUCCCUGGCCCUGAUGGCGGAAUACAGCCUAAGGGCUUCGGAUGGCCCAAUUUCAUCGAAUGGGAUCAAAUGGAAAAAGAUCACAAAGUUGAUGAUGAUAUAUUUGUGAUGGCUCACGUAAAAAUAAAGAAAAUCACAGGAAUCAAUAAUAGAAAACGUCAAUUUUUUGAUGAGACAACGUCGGAUUUCUCGGAUGUAGUUCUAAUCGUGGAAGAUGAAAAGUUCCACGUUUCUAAACUAUUCCUCGCUCGCCAGUCUUCUUAUUUCACAUCAUUGUUCCUUGGAGAUUUUGAAGAAGCGAAAAAGUCAGAAAUCUCGCUCACUGGAGUCGAAUCUGAGAAAUUUCAAAAUUUCCUAGAAGUUCUUCAUGGAGAAGAUGCUAUCAAUGAUGCAACUGUCGACGGAAUUCUUAGCCUUGCCGAUAUGUAUGAUGCUCCUACCGCGAUUAGACGAUGCGAACAGUUUAUGAUAGAAAAAUCCGAGAAAUCAUUGAAGACCAAAUUGCAAAUGUCGACUCGUUAUAAGAUGAAGAAGUUGCAGAAUUUCUGUCUCGUAAAAAUUAAAACAAAAGAGGAUAUUCGAUCAGUGUUGCCAGGAGAUCUCAGCGAACUGGAUCCAUCCGUCUCGUCGCAUCUCAUGCACUUGCUCGCUUCAAUCGAUUAA
This is a messenger RNA of Caenorhabditis remanei, 933 nucleotides long. RefSeq lists its product as uncharacterized. The coding region runs from base 1 to 933 and encodes 310 amino acids. Gene Ontology annotation, molecular function: protein binding. The record is from RefSeq and is a predicted model, not a curated record. The transcript has 5 exons. NCBI's taxonomy places the organism in Eukaryota, Metazoa, Nematoda, Chromadorea, Rhabditida, Rhabditidae.